AUGGCCUACUACAGAAAAUGCCUGGGGGCUGUGAUCGAGCAACUGGGCCGGUUUAAACCCAAGAAGGACAGUCCGGAGCAGUUCCUGGAGGCCGUGCGUGCGUCCCUGCAGACUCUGAGCCCCCAGAAGCAGGCGUUCAUUCUGGAGGUGCUGUCCGGCUGCAUUGAGUACCGGAAGCUGCUGGCCGUCGUGGUGGAUGCCUUCUACGUGCGGGACGGCCGGCUGUGCCUGCGGGCUGACUACCACCUCUUCCAGGUGAUCUGCUACCUGGCCACCUUCCAGCUGGAGGAGCUCGGCUUCCAGCUCUUCAGCGACAUCGUCAAGUCCCAGCCCGCGGACAAGAUGCGCAAGUUCCUCGGGUUCUUCUUCAACCCCUUAAACCUGUGCUCGUGGAUCAAGGACGAGUGGAGCCUCGUCUACGAGACGGCCCACGUGACGGACUGGACGGAUCCCCUGCUGAGAUGGCAGCCGGAGGUCCAGGAGCUGAUCAGCCAGCUGGAGGGCCCGUCGACCAGUCGGCCCCCUCCUUCAAAGGCCACGGUCACAAAGCCCAAGAGCUUCAACCUGACUGUCCCCAGACCCCGUGCCAUUCCAGUGCCCGAGCCUGUCCCUGUCAUGGCCAAGGCAACACCAGCCCCCCAGAGCACCUACCAGCCACCCAAGGAGCCAAAGGUGCUGGAGAUGACCAAGAGAUACAACCGCCGGAGGGCGGAGGAGCUGCUGCUGCUGGCGAACCUGGAGGAGAUGCGGUGCGCAGCGCCCAGGGCCCGCAGGGAGGCCCCCGCGCAGGGCUCCAGGAAGCUGCGACUCCGGUUCCUGCCCCGGAUCCAUAAGACUCCGAAACUGACCUUCUACAGGCCGAACGAGGUCCCGGUCAAGCUGAACACGGCCACCAUUCUGCGGGAAGGGGCCUUGUACCAGCGGCAGGUGGAGAAGGAGCUGCAGAGAGUGGACAAGCUCGUGGACGGGGCCGGGGACUUCUCGGAGUUCCUGGAGUGGCAGAGGAAGAUGCAGGCCAGGGACCGGCAGGAGCAGCGGGCCGCGGAGGAGUGCCGGCGGCUGCAGGGGAAGCUCAGCCACGAGGAGGCGGCGCUGGCCCGGCAGCAGCUCCUGCGGGAGAACCGGCACCGGGCCACCCAGAAGAGAGAGGAGAUGGCUGAGCUCAUGCGGCAGUGUGCCCAGAGGCGCCUCCAGGAGGAGAAGUCCCUGAAGGAGCUGGUGGAGCAGGUGGCCGAGGGGCAGAAGAACGUCCAGGUGGCACAGAUGAAGCUCCUGAAGGGCCGGCGGCAGGCAGUCCAGGAGGUGGCCGAGGAGAACCGGGUGCUGCUGCAGCGCCGUGCGGAGGAGGCCAAGGAGGAGCAGCGGCGGCGCUGCGAGCUCAUCAACCAGCUCCGGGCCCUGGAGUCCCAGCCCACGCGCCAGGGCAAGCUCGUGGACCUGACCCAGACCCCCGGGCACGGCCUGCAAGGGGAGAUGUCCAUCGUGGAGCUGCGUGAGCGGCUGGCCCUGCUCAAGGAGGCCCAGCAGCGGGAGGAGGAGGAGCGGCGGGACCAGAUCAUCCAGGACAAGCGCGCCAAGAGCCAGGAGCUGCAGAACGCGCUGGAGCAGAUCUCGCUGUGCCGCGCCGCCAUGGGGCGGUCUGCGGCCUUGAGGUGGGAGGAGAAAAAAGCAGCGGCCCCGGCGGCGCCCUCGCAGGACGAGCGCGUGCAGGAGCUGCAGCGCAGGAUCGAAGAGAGGGCGGCUGAGCGGCGCAGUCGGGCGGCCGAGCAGUACGUGCCGGCGUCCAGGGCCGAGCGCCUCAAGCCGCAGCUGAAGGCGCAGCACUGGCUGGAGCUGGAGCAGAGCCAUGAGCGCAGGCUGCGGGCGAGGCAGCGGAGAGGCUCGGCCUGUGGGCCGGCGCGCCGCCUGCAGGCCGCCUGA
Molecule: messenger RNA, 1920 nt
Organism: Phyllostomus hastatus (greater spear-nosed bat)
Lineage: Eukaryota; Metazoa; Chordata; Mammalia; Chiroptera; Phyllostomidae
Gene: CFAP99
Product: cilia and flagella associated protein 99
Exons: 15
Coding region: 1-1920 (639 amino acids)
Source: RefSeq, a predicted model, not a curated record